AUUGUACUGUUUUUUGGCACUGUUCCUAGACAAUGGAAAAUAAUUUAAAGUAAUUAUUUGUAAUCAAAUUUUAUCAACGUAUUUUUUUUAACGAUAGGCAACCUAUCGUUAACCAAGCGCAACCUAUCGGUAGUUUACCAACACUUUUGGUCACUUUUCGCGUUGUGCAACACCCGCUGAUGAUUUUCAAUAUUGCUUUGAAAACACUUGCGUUUUUUAGUCGAAAUUGUCGGAUUAUUGUUAUGAAUCGUUCAUAAACGGUGUACGCUCCAAGUUCAGGACCAAACGAAGCCGGCCAGGAAACCCUCGAUGCGUGGCCAGCCAGCCAGCGACAGGUGCAGUGACAGCGAAAGCGGAGCAGCGGCAACAGAAUUUAAGGUCACAGCGACGACAAAAGGGACAUCAACAUCGAUUUUUUUGCACCCUUUUUUUUUGUUUUGUGGAGCACGAAUCUUGGCAAGCGCUCGGCCGGUUUUGUGCGAACAAAGGAAGACCUAAGCGGGUGUGGGGGGUGUGAAUACAGCGAAUUUCAGCAAAGAUGAGUGGCGGCGGCGGUGAGGAGGAGGAGCAACAGCAGCAGCGGCAGCAUCAGCACCAGCUGCCAGGUGUGUCCUCCAGUGCUUCUGGAUCUGGAGCGGCUGCUGGUCGGGCCACGCCAGAAAUGAAGCGUUCGGCUGUGCGCAGUCUGAUACAGAGAUACUUCCACCAGCUGCAGUCCGGCUGUGGGAACGCCCACUGCACUAAUGAUAACUGCGCAUCCAGCGGCAAGGUCGCGCCCAUGACGCCCAAUGAGGUGGCUGCCAAGGCCCUGCAACUUUUUUCACAAGAUGCUCAGCUCUGCGAGGCGUCUGCUUCGGCAUCCAGCAGCCCCCAGGAUGUGGACAUGCUCUCGCCGAACGACAGCAGCAGUAGUAGCAGCGGCAGCUCCACCAGCACCAUCACCUCUGCCAGUACCACCACUACCACCAGCACUCAAUCGCAAAGCGCUCCAGCUGCCGUUGUGGUGGCGGCGGCUGCUGCUGCUCCUUCUGAGAGUUCCAUACCUGUCCAAAGUCUACCGCAGCUGGAUCUUGUCGCCGAGCCCUUAUCCGUUGGCUCUGGACCUUGUACACCCACCCUGCCCCCAGUCCAAAGCCUGGAUGCCAAUAGUCUGAUAGCUCUCUAUGAGCAAUGCAGGGCGGCGGACAGCUACGACAGGAUUUGCCACGCCAUUGGCGAUGUAUUCUCCUUCGUGGAUCGACUGAGUAAGAGCUUCGUGCGCAGCGCAGAACCAGCGGCUUCUAGUAGUCUGCAGGAGCUGCUGGAUAAUCCACCAGAGGCUCUAAACAAAGAACAGCUGCGUAUGUUAGAGGGCGAGCACGACAAGGACGAGGAUUGUACACAAAAGGAAGAGGAAGAGGCAGCUGGAGGAGAUUCGGAGGCGGCUUGCUCAGGGGAAGUUGUGGUGGUAACCGAAACCGAAGCUGAAACCGAGGACGAGGAUGUGCCAAUGGCUCAACCUGAAGCAGAUUCCCAAGCGGAGGGUGAGGAUAAGUCCCAGAGCAGCGACACAAUGGUGGAUUUUCAGGGAUUGCGACGGGUACAGAGGCUGCUUUUCGUCUGCCAAACCCGUGCCAUUACAGAGAAGCUGACCACCAGUGUUAUCCAGCUGGCGGAAUGGGUGCAAUACAUGCGACCCGACUGGGAGAAGGUGAUCCACUGCCUGGUCAUAUGCUUCGACCUGGCCACCAAUACAAACAACAGCGUGGUGGACAUUGACUAUCUGGAUCGGGCCUUGCCCAAGCUGUGUCAAGCGGCAGCCAGCAUGCCCGUGCCGGCACAGGCGCGUCUGGCCAGGAUCUGGGCAGCACAUUGCCCGGAUCAGUUGCAGACUUUGGUGGCUGCCUGCCAGCAGCAAAUCACCUUACAAGUACUCCUAGACGAGGAAUCCAUGCGAGAAAACGGUUCCAUUAUAGGCAUGACCAAAGUUUUAAAGAUUGUCUUCUAUGCCAACAUCUUGGCUAGCGAGUUGGAGCUCCCCUCUUGCCGGAUACCCUUAGAGGAUCGGGCGGAGACACCAGCCACAUCUUCAUCCUCUAGUGGACCCGUUGAGGAUGAUUUGUUUGUUUACAGCUCGGUUCAUCAGCCGCAUAUGCCCAAGUUCGCCGAGGAUCAGCUGGAAAAGGCUUUGCAAGUGUCGGCCAUUGAUUGCCGGCGACCUUUGGUGCCGCUGGAGGAGUUUUACAACGAGGCUCUUAGCGAGAAUAUACAGAUGCACCACGACUACCUCUCAUACAAGACACUGGCCAUGGAGAGCGAGAUGGGCUCGGGCCAAACCAACUAUUUCUCCUUUAUGCUCUACGCCUUUAUCCUUACGCCGGCGACCAAAGUGGAUGCAUUAUACUACGAUAGUCGGAUGAGGAUGUACAGCGAGCGUUACUCCUCGCUUUACUCCAUGCUCAACAACUUUGGGCAGGAUGGUCAGGAUGGCACACCCCGGCCUGAUCUUAAGUUGACGGUGCGCCGGGAUCAGCUUAUAAACGAUGCUCUCAUCGGACUGGAACUGGUGGCCAUGAGCAAUCCCAAGGAUCUCAAGAAGCAGCUGGUGGUGGAGUUUGUUGGCGAGCAGGGCAUCGAUGAGGGCGGCGUAUCCAAAGAGUUCUUCCAGUUAAUUGUGGAGGAGAUUUUCAAUCCAGCUUUCGGCAUGUUUGUCCAGCAGGAAGAGACCAAUAAUAUGUGGUUCAAUGCCACACCCUUUGAGAAUGGUGCUCAAUUCACUUUAAUUGGGAUUAUCAUUGGCCUGGCGAUCUACAACAAUGUUAUCCUGGCCGUAAACUUUCCCAUGGUGGUCUACCGUAAGCUGAUGGGUUAUUGUGGAACCUUUGCCGACCUCAACGACUGGAGUCCCACGCUUUAUAAGAGUUUAAAAUCCAUGCUGGACUACCAGGGUGAGGACAUGGAGGAGGUGUUCGAUCAGACCUUCAAGAUUAGCUACAGCAAUGUGUUUGGGGAGAUGGUGGAACACGAACUGGUGCCCCAUGGCAAGGAUGUCUUGGUGGGGCAGCACAACAAGCAGCUGUUUGUGAACCUGUACAGUGACUUUCUGCUGAACAUGAAUAUUCAACAGCAGUUUAAUGCCUUCCGAAAAGGCUUCGAAAUGGUGACGGAUGAGUCGCCUUUAAAGCUGCUCUUUCGGCCCGAAGAGAUCGAGAUGCUUGUCUGCGGCAGUCGGGAGUUUGAUUUCGUGGAACUGGAGCACUCGACGGAGUACGAGGGUGGCUACACGGAUGAAACGCAAAUCAUUCAGGACUUUUGGAGCAUCGUUCAUGCCAUGCCAAACGAGUCGAAGCGCAAGCUGCUUGAAUUCACCACAGGCUCUGCGCGUGUACCAGUGGGCGGGCUGAAAUGUCUGCGGCUGCUAAUCACUCGCCACGGUCCGGACAGUGAUCGUCUGCCCACCUCGCACACCUGCUUCAAUGUCCUGCUGCUGCCGGAAUACAGCAGUCGGGAGAAACUGGAAGAGCGCCUGCUGAAGGCCAUCAACUAUUCAAAGGGCUUUGGCAUGCUGUAGACUAAAGACACACACUCACUCUUACACACACACAUGACCAACGUCCAAGUCCAAGUCUGUCAUCGCAACUGUUACCACCUCUCUCUCUCUCUGUCUGAGAUGAAGAAGGAGAAAAUUUGUAAUGGGUUUGAGUUCGUUUUGGGUUCUCCCAUUUAUUUUUGAUACGACCUGUUCAAUGAGACAAUAUAUACAUACAAAUAAAUAUAUGCUCAAUUUCUGGCGCGAUGGCGAGAGCGAGUGAUCACCGAACGGGCGCACGCGAUUUUGUUUACCCUUGUCGCCCAGUUAAUUGUAAAUACUACUACAUUACAUACCGCAUUCACCUAUGUAAACUCCCAAAAACAUUUAAGUCGCAACCCGCUGAAUAUUUUGCUAAAUAAAUUUGGAAGUUGUGCG
Molecule: messenger RNA, 3946 nt
Organism: Drosophila kikkawai
Lineage: Eukaryota; Metazoa; Arthropoda; Insecta; Diptera; Drosophilidae
Gene: Ube3a
Product: ubiquitin protein ligase E3A
Biological process (GO): ubiquitin-dependent protein catabolic process; protein polyubiquitination
Molecular function (GO): ubiquitin protein ligase activity
Source: RefSeq, a predicted model, not a curated record